AGGCCUUGGUGGGUCAGUUUAUAAUUAACCACUAGAUUUUCUUCUGAUUAAACAGACAUGGGUUUCUCUUACGAGGACUUAACCAUUACCGGGGAGAAAUAUUUGCCUACCCGAUGUUUCUACAAAAAGAAAUGUCCAAGAAGGCAAAUGUUACAUUCUUUUGCAUGGAUGUUACUUGCAGGUACUGGCCAUACCUUAACAAACUAGCAGAGGGGUUACCAGAGCUUCUGCCCUUGACGGACAUGAGGCCAUUUCUUAGCGUCAUGCACGCUAAAGCCCAUACAGCAAAAUGCGAGGUGAGAUGGGGUGGCAGAAGCCAGGAUGGAGCAGGAAACACAGUGGGAGAGGAAGUGGAGCAGGUGAACAGCUUUCUUUCCAGGGCAGCUCUUGUCACAAAAUAUAUGACAAAAGCAGGAAGAGUCAACAUGCUAACCCAACAGGCCAUGGGUUGGAACCGAAGAAAGAGGGAUAACCUUCAUCAAGCGUUAGCCCACAGAUACAUCAAAAUCACAGAUAGGGUAGAGGUGGAAGCUGUCAACCUCAGGAGCAUCAAGCAGCAGCACAACCUGGAUCAGGAGACCACAGAGCAGUGGGUGUGUGAUGUCAGGCAGUGGGCAUUAACAGACAGAGUCUACACUCCAGGGUGCACUGAAGACCUCAGGGCUGAAAUUGAAAACUUAACAGUAACCCUUUUGCGCAAGAAGCAAGACCUGUAUUGUCAGCAUGAUAGCAACCAGACAAGACAGAGAAAAAGAGACAAUGACACAGCUGAAGAUGAAGCUUCGUGAUCUGGUCUCGCAGUACAACGUCACCGUGGAAACAGAUCAGAUUGACGAGGAGUUGGCGUGCAGUCUGACAGAGGGCUA
Sander lucioperca (pikeperch) is the source of this 866-nucleotide messenger RNA. RefSeq lists its product as uncharacterized. NCBI's taxonomy places the organism in Eukaryota, Metazoa, Chordata, Actinopteri, Perciformes, Percidae. The transcript has 8 exons. The coding region runs from base 114 to 788 and encodes 224 amino acids. The record is from RefSeq and is a predicted model, not a curated record.